This is a messenger RNA of Clunio marinus, 2011 nucleotides long. The record is from the annotation of a GenBank genome assembly. Lineage: Eukaryota; Metazoa; Arthropoda; Insecta; Diptera; Chironomidae.
UAAUUUAUUUUCUAAAAAACCUUUCAUGUCUUAAGAUGUUGAUUAAUAUAAACACGUUUUAAAAGCAUUCAAUCUUUGAACCUUUAACGUGUUUGACGUUUUGAAUAACUUGCGAUUAUUUGUUUUAAAAAUCAACACGAUGAGUCGUGAAUUGUAUUUUCACCUUCCUGAUGAUGCACCAUCGACAUUCUCAAGAGAUGAACAUCUUGAAAAUUUGCCACUACCUCCUUUAGAAGACACAUUGAGACGAUAUUACAGAAGCCUUUUGCCUUUUGGAACUGAAGAUGAGUUGAAGAGAUCUCGCGAGAUAAUUAAAAACUUUCAAGAACAUGUCGGACAAAAUUUACACAAAACACUUAAGAAAAAGGCAGAAAAAGAGAAAAACUGGGUACAAAAUCAAAUUAAUUAUCAGGUUGAACGCUGGUGGGAAGAUUUGGCUUAUCAUACAACUCGUCUUCCUCUGACACCUUAUCAAAGUAUGGUGCAACCGAUGAGUUUACUUUUAGUGGGUGUUAAAGAAUCUUCUGAGAAUCGAUUAAAAAUUACUGCAAGGAAUUUACAUUAUACAACAAUAUUCUGGGAACUCAUCAGAAACGAGAGACUUCGACCACCUACAAACCCUGACGGAUCAAUUGUCUUCUCAGCAAAUCUCUUUAAAAGAUUAUUCAACGCAUGUCGAAUUCCUGGAGAGAUCAAAGAUGAGAUAACUGAAUAUUUUAAGACAAGAAAUGAAGGAAAAUGUUCAAGUACUUGUGUUGUUAUUGGUCGUGGUAAAAUAUUUUACUUCGAUUUGAUUGUUGAAGGUCGAGUUUUGACCCCACAAGAACUUUUAUACAUUCUAAUGCACGUUCGAAGUAAUAUUGAAAAUCAAUCAGAGUCGCAACUUCUGCCACUACUGACCGCUGAUGAACGAACGAGUUGGGCUAAAAAUCGUAAAUAUCUUAAAGAGAUAUCAAAGAAUAACAAAAGAUUAUUGGAGAUUAUUGAAUCAUCGCUUGUGAUUUUAUCUUUUGAUGAAUAUGAACCAAAUGAUGAUUCAGAUUUUUCCCAACAAUUGCUUUUAGGGGAUUUCAGUUCAAGAUGGAAUGAUAAAUCUCUUGCAUUAGUUUCAUUCAAGAAUGGAAGAAGUGGAUUUGUUGGGGAACAUUCAGCUUACGAUGGAACUGUUGGCAUUGCACUUUCAACAUAUUUAUCAAUGUGUUUAAUGGAAGAUGAUGAACCGAAUUGGGAAGAGCUUCCUGAAAAUCGAAUAAUUCCACAAGAAAUAAAAUUCAAGAUUGAUGAUCACUUAGAACGAGAGAUCGUCAGAUUACAGAAUGAUGUUAACCAAAUUAAAAAUUCUGUGACUGUGCAAUAUCAAGAAUUCAUUGGCUAUGGAAAAAAAUUUAUGAAGCAACAGAAAAUUCAUCCUGAUUCAUUUGUUCAAAUGGGAUUACAGUUGGCUUACUACAAAUUACAUAAAUCUCUUGCUCCGACUUAUGAGACCGCAACAAUGAGAAUUUUUUAUCAUGGAAGAACUGAAACUGUUCGUAGUUGUUCAUCGGAAGUUAAAGAUUGGAUUGAUACAAUGAAUGAUUCAAAUGCGACUGCUCACGAUAAAGCAAAGACUUUCAAACACGCAGCCGAUUCACAAACUUUUCUUAUGAAUGAAGCGAGGAAAGGCAAUGGAAUUGAUCGUCACUUGUUUGGACUUUGGUGUGUUGCACAUGAAAAUGGAAUUCCAAUUCCUGAAAUAUUUGAAGAUCCGCUUUAUAAGAAGAGCGGGGGUGGUGGAAAUUUCGUUCUUUCAACGUCAACUUUGGGUUACUCGAUUAAUGUUGGUUUUGUCGCACCGAUGGUUAUCGACGGUUACGGAGCUUUUUAUACAAUGCUUGAUGAUAGUGUUUGGAUGAUUUUGACAGCUUAUCGUGAUAGUCAAGUCACGUCAAGUAAAAAGAUGUACCAAUCUUUCGUUGAUGCGAUGAACGAGAUUCGAGAAAUUUUAGAGUCAUCAGAUGGUGGAAAGUUAUAA